Molecule: messenger RNA, 1116 nt
Organism: Gastrolobium bilobum
Lineage: Eukaryota; Viridiplantae; Streptophyta; Magnoliopsida; Fabales; Fabaceae
Product: homeobox protein knotted-1-like 2
Exons: 5
Coding region: 1-1116 (371 amino acids)
Biological process (GO): regulation of DNA-templated transcription
Cellular component (GO): nucleus
Molecular function (GO): DNA binding; DNA-binding transcription factor activity, RNA polymerase II-specific
Source: RefSeq, a predicted model, not a curated record
AUGGAGGAAUACACUAAUAAUAAUAAUAAUAAUAAUAAUAAUAAUCACCCGAGUCAAAGUCCAAGGGAAAAUUUCUUGUAUUCUUCUUUGGCUGGUUCAAGCGUUGGAAACCGCCAUCAUCAACUUCCCAUCAACACCUUUCAUCUUCAAUCGGGUGGAUCGGUUCACUCCGAUCAAAUACCACAUCCUACUGUGAAAACCGAGUCCAACAACUCGCAGCUUCACUCUCCGAUUUUCCACUAUCCUUUAUUGAGAGGAAAUCUUCACCACACGCUGCAUCCUCAUCAUCCAAGUCAGCAAGGAGGGACUCGGAGCUCUAACGAAGUUGAAUCCAUAAAAGCGAAAAUCAUUGCUCAUCCUCAAUACUCCAAUCUUUUACAAGUUUACAUGGAUUGCCAUAAGGUAGGAGCUCCGGCAGAAGUGGUGGCGCGUUUGGCUGCGGCUCGACAGGAUUUUGAGGCACGGCAGCGAUCUUCGGUUAGUUCAAGGGAAACUUCUAAGGACCCAGAACUUGACCAAUUCAUGGAAGCUUACUAUGACAUGCUUGUGAAGUAUCGAGAGGAAUUAACAAGGCCUAUACAAGAGGCCAUGGAUUUCAUGCGGAGGAUAGAAACUCAGCUGAACAUGCUUUGCAAUGAACCAGUGCGGAUCUUCUCUGAUGAUAAAUGUGAAGGCGUUGGUUCAUCGGAAGACGAUCAAGACAACAGUGGUGGAGAAACAGAACUUGCUGAAAUCGAUCCGAGGACAGAAGAUCGUGAACUCAAAAACCACUUGCUCAAGAAGUAUAGUGGUUACUUAAGUAGCCUUAAGCAAGAACUUUCAAAGAAAAAGAAAAAAGGAAAACUGCCUAAAGAUGCAAGGCAAAAGCUACUUAGCUGGUGGGAAUUACAUUACAAAUGGCCAUAUCCUUCGGAAUCAGAGAAGGUGGCGUUGGCUGAAUCAACUGGUUUGGACCAGAAGCAAAUAAAUAACUGGUUCAUUAACCAAAGGAAGCGGCACUGGAAACCCUCUGAAGACAUGCAAUUUAUGGUCAUGGAUGGCUUGCAUCCGCAGAAUGCAACUGUCUAUAUGGAUGGCCAAUACAUGCCUGAUGGGCAUUACCGCAUAGGGCCAUAA